AGAACCAAUUGAUUGGAGGUUGCAUGCAGUAGGCGGAACCUGGACACACUCAACAUCCCACAUUCAAUAGAUUAUGAGCUACAUUUUUAUAGUGAACACAUUACAUUUACACACCAAUUGAGAAGGAGCGCACACGGAUCUCAUAAAAUAUUGAUUGCCGUAUAACAGGUAACGGAGUGAAGAGCCACAAGACAAAGAAAAAACGGCAAAGAAGCAGAUGCAAGAUUCGUGUGGAGAUAUUCGGACUGAGUACAUUGGCACACUAGUUAUCUCUGACUCCUGAAGGAAAAGAGGAAAAGAAAAGAGGACAUCAGACACACACACACACACACACACACACACACACACACACACACACACACACACACACACACACACACACACACACACACACACACACACACACACACACACACACACACACACACACACACACACACACACACACACAUCCAUCAGCACAAAGAUCCAUCCAUCAGCACAAAGAUCCAUCCAUCAGCACAAAGAUGAGUGACGAUAAAGCAGCUGAAAGCGUUGAACCUGCUCCACCAUCUCCAGCACCAGAGGCAGCACCAGCUCCAGCACCAGCAGCAGCACCAUCUCCAGCACCAGAGGCAGCACCAGCUCCAGCACCAGCAGCAGCACCAGCUCCAGCACCAGCGGCAGCACCGGCGCCAGCAGAGAUGAACUCUAUUCCCAAUGGGAAAGGCCAUGAGCCUGGGGAGGAAACCACAGCGGCAGCCAAAAUACCACCAGGAGACACCACAGAGCAGGAAAUUGUUCCUAAUAGUGUCCAAAAUGUCAGAAGUGAGGAUCCAGAGGCUAACCUUGCAGAGAGUCAGGAGUUCCUGUCUAGCAUGGAGGACAAGAAGACCACAGGCUUCACAGACUUUGAGGGGAAGACCUCUUUCGGAAUGUCAGUAUUCAACUUGGGCAACGCCAUCAUGGGAAGUGGAAUUCUGGGAUUGUCGUACGCCAUGGCCAACACAGGGGUCGUCCUAUUCCUGGUGCUCCUGACGGUAGUGGCUGUCCUCUCAUCUUACUCCAUCCACUUGCUACUCAAGUCCUCUGGCAUUGUGGGUAUCCGGGCGUAUGAGCAGCUGGGCCAAAGGGCGUUUGGAACGCCAGGAAAGAUGGCCGCCGGUAUUGCCAUCACACUGCAAAACAUCGGAGCCAUGUCCAGUUACCUGUACAUCGUGAAGUAUGAGUUCCCUCUGGUCAUCCAGGCCUUCCUGGGGGUUGACAAUCCAUCAGGUGAGUGGUACCUGAAUGGGAACUACCUGGUCAUCAUGGUGUCCAUCAGUGUCAUCCUGCCUCUGGCUUUGAUGAAGCAGCUAGGGUACUUGGGCUACACCAGUGGCUUCUCCCUCACCUGCAUGGUCUUCUUCCUCAUCUCGGUCAUCUAUAAGAAGUUCCAUACCCCCUGUCCCUUUAUAGACUUUGCCUUUAACAGCACAGCCAGUGUGAUUGCUGUUACCAACGACACAGGUUACAACCAAGCCUGUGUUCCCAAAAUGGUCAACCUCAACUCACAGACUGCCUACACCAUCCCCAUCCUGGCGUUUGCCUUUGUGUGCCACCCUGAGGUCCUGCCCAUCUACACCGAGCUCAAAAACCCAACCAAGCAAAGGAUGCAGCAUGUGUCCAACAUCUCCAUUGUAGUCAUGUACACCAUGUACUUCCUGGCUGCUCUGUUUGGAUACCUGACCUUCUAUGGUGAGGUGGAGUCAGAGCUGCUGCACACCUACAGCCGUCUGGACCCGUACGACACCCUGAUCCUCUGUGUCCGUCUGGCCGUGCUCACCGCUGUCACACUCACCGUCCCCAUAGUGCUCUUCCCUGUAAGGAGAGCCAUCCAGCAGUUGUUUUUCCCCAACAAGACAUUCUACUGGCCCCGCCACAUUGCCAUUGCUGUCACCCUGCUCACCCUCAUCAACAUGCUGGUCAUCUUCGCCCCUAACAUCCUGGGCAUCUUCGGCAUCAUCGGUGCCACAUCUGCCCCCUGCCUCAUCUUCAUCUUCCCUGCUGUCUUCUACAUCCGCAUUGUACCCGAAGAGGAGGAGCCCAUGCGCUCUACCCCCAAAAUCCUGGCUGCCUGCUUCGCUGGAAUAGGCUUCCUGUUUAUGGUAAUGAGCCUCAGCUUUAUCCUCAUUGAUUGGACGUCGGGGAGUAGCAAAGCCAGCAGCGGUCAUUAGGCUCCUUCUAUAAGUCUUCUGUUUUUAUAUUGUAAAUCUAGACCUGUAUUGUAUUUUCUCUGUGUUGUCAUGGAUCAUAUUUAGUAGAAGAUGCACUAUCUCUUCCUCCAGAAUGAGUGGGCCAUAGUGUCUAGAGAUGGGGAAUUCAAUCUUCUGGAGGUUUCUGCUCCUCGUUGGACUGCUUCUCACUCAAGGUCCAUGGAAUUGUAGCCCCAGCCAAACUGUGUAUAGAGGGAAAGGCCAACAUACUUUCCUGGGGAAGACGAUAGUGCAUUAGAAAGAAAUGGAAAGUCAUGCUGGCUUGCUGAAUCUGCCACCACCUCCCAUUCCAGGCCUGCCCUCCAGACCAGACCCAUAAUCUAUUACCCUAUAAACGUGUAAUCUGUCAAUCACAGCAAGAAUCUAACUGCCACACUCCAGUCUAGAUAACCACAUAGCUUUCAGUAGGGGAGAAGAAGACAGAACAGAUCGUUGGAGGCUGGGCAGUUCUUUCAUAUUUGUAGGCCAAGUCUACUGUGUUAAGUUAUUGAUGUAGUUAGGUCAUGGCAAUAUUCGGUACAAUAGCUGAGGGAAUGUGGCAUUAAAUGCUAUUGGACAGAGGCAGAGCGGUGGUUACUGUGGCAACGUCCAGUGACCCGUGCUGGUGUUGUCACCCCGGUGGCCAGAUGCCAUCCUUAAUCUACACGCUCGGCUUCAUUCCUCACAGAUAUCAGAGGAUGGAACCAUGCAACUGAUAUGCAACUGUACAGUGUGUGCAGUCUUAUGACUCUACCAUUACAAUACAGUAUGAUAUAUAUACAGUAUCAGUCAAAAGUAUGGACACACCUACUCAUUCAAGGGUUUUAUUCAUUUGUACUAUUUUCUACAUUGUAGAAUAAUAGUGAAGACAUCAAAACGAUGAAAUAACACAUAUGGAGUCAUGUCGUAGACGAAAACGUGUUAAACAAAUCAAAAUAUAUUUGAGAUUCUUCAAAGUAGCCACCCUUUGCCUUGAUGACAGCUUUGCACAUUCUCUCAACCAGCUUCACCUGGAAUGCUUUUCCAACAGGAGUUCCAACAUAUGCUGAGCACUUGUUGGCUACUUUUCCUUCACUCUUCACCAACUCAUCCCAAACCAUCUCAAUUAGUUUGAGGUCAGGUGAUUGUGGAGUCCAGAUCAUCUGAUGCAGCACUCCAUUACUCUUCUUCUUGGUCAAAUAGCCCUUACAGACUGGAGGUGUGGUGGGUCAUCGGGUGGCAGGUAGCCUAAUGGUUAGAGAGUUGGACUUGUAACCGAAAGGUUGCACGAUCGAAUCCCUGAGCUGACAAGGUAAAAAUCUGUCGUUCUCCCCCUGAACAAGGCAGUUAACCCACUGUUCCUAGGCCGUCAUUGAAAAUAAGGAUUUGGUCUUAAAACCUGUUACGGCUUGACGUUCCGUUAGCGGAAAAUUGCAGAGCGCGAAAUUCAGAAUAAAUUAUUAGAAAUAUUUGACUUUCAUAAAAUCACUAGUGUAAUACACCAAAUUAAAUCUUAACUUCUUGUUAAUCCAGCCACCAUGACAGAUUUCAAAAAGGCUUUACGGCGAAAGCAAACCAUGCGAUUAUCUGAGGACAGCACCCCAUCAUACAAACACGUGAAAUCGUAUUUCAACCAAGCAUGUGCGACACGAAAUUCAGAAAUCACGAUAUAAUUCAUGCCUUACCUUUGAAGAUCUUCUUCUGUCGGCACUCCAAUAUGUCCCAGAAACAUCACAAAUGGUUCUUUUGUUCGAUAAACUCUGUUUACAUAUCCCCAAAAUGUCAAUUUAUUUGGCACGUUUGAAUCAGAAAUACACUGGUUCCAACUCGCACAACAUGACUACAAAUUAUCUAAUAAGUUACCUGUAAACUUGGUCCAAACAUUAAACAAUGAAUCCAACUUUAGGUAUACUAAAACGUAAAUAAUUGAUACAAUUUAAGAUGGAAUAUACUGUGUUCAAUAGCAGAUAAAAUCAACGUGGAGCACGCAACAAACAAAAGAGUACACUUGGCUUGACAUACAGAAAGGAAAGGGCUACUUCUUGAUUUCUCUAAGGAAAAAUAUCACCCAAUUACUAAAGACUGUUGACAUCUAGUGGAAGCCAUAGGAACUGCAACCAGGUGGCUCAUAAAUCUAGUUCCCCAUAGAAAACUAAUAGAAAACACAGUCACCUCAAUUUCUUUUUUCCUGGAUGGUUUGCUCUCGGGGUUUCGCCUGCCAAAUAAGUUCUGUUAUACUCACAGACAUAAUUGUAACCGUGUUUGAAACUUUAGAGUGUUUUCCAUCCAAAUCUACCAAUUAUAUGCAUAUCCUAGCUUCUGGGCCUGAGUAGCAGGCAGUUUACGUUGGUCACGCUUUUCAUCCGGAAGUGAAAAUACUGCCCCCUAUCCCAAAUAGGUUUUAACUGACUUGCCUAGUUAAAUAAAGGGAAGGAAAAGGUUGUCCUGUUGAAAAUGAUAGUCAAACUAAGUGCAAACCAGAUGUGAUGGUGUAUCGCUGCAGAAUGCUGUGGUAGCCAUGCUGGUUAAGUGUCCCUUGAAUUCUAAAUAAAUCACAGAUAGUGUCACCAUGCUUCAUGCUUCAUUUGGGAACCACAUGCGUUCAUCUACUCAGUGUCUCACAAAGACACGGCAGUUGGAACAAAAAAUCUCAAAUUUGGACUCAUCAGACAGAUCCACUGGUCCAUUGCUCGUGUUUCUUGGCCCAAGCAAGUUUUUUUUUUUAUUGGUGUCCUUUAGUAGUGUUGUUUUUGCAGCAAUUCGACCAUGAAGGUCUGAUUCAAGUAGUCUCCUCUGAACAGUUGAUGUUGAGAUGUGUCUGUUACUUGAACUCUGUGAAGCAUUUAUUUGGGCUGCAAUCUGAGGUGCAGUUAACUCUAAUGAACUUAUCCUCUGGGUCUUCCUUUCCUGUGGUGGUCCUCAUGACAGACAGUUUCAUCAUAGCGCUUGUUGGUUUUUGUGACUGCACUUGAAGAAACUUUCAAAGUUCUUGACAUUUUCGGCAUUGACUGACCUUCAUGUCUUAAAGUAAUAAUGGACUGUCGUUUCUCUUUGCUUUUUUGAGGGGUUCUUGUCAUAAUAUGGACUUGGUCUUUAACCAAAUAGUGCUAUCUUCUGUAUACCACCCCUACCUUGUCACAACACAACUGAUUGGCUCAAACGCAUUAAGAAGGAAAGAAAUUCCACAAAUGAACUUUUAACAAGGCGCACCUGUUAAUUGAGAGAAUGCCAAGAGUGUGAAAAGCUGUCAUCAAGGCAAAGGGUGGCGACUUUGAAGAAUUUCAAAUCUCCAAUAUACCUCCAAUAUAUAUCUUUAACAUGUUUUUGUUUACUACAUGAUUCCAUAUGUGCUAUUUCAUAGUUUUGAUGUCUUCACUAUUAUUCUACAAUGUAGAAAAUAGUAAAAAUAAAGAAAAAUCCUGGGAUGAGUAGGUGUGUCCAAACUUUUGACUGGUACUAUAUAUACAGAUAUAUAUAUAUAUUUUUUUUUCCAUUAUUUUUUUGAUAAAGAAAGAUUGGGUAUGGACUUUUCAGUCUAUCCUCAGCAACAGUAUUAAGGCUAGCAUUUCACAUUGGUGUGUCUCUUCGAUAUGUGCAAUGAACUAUAUCAGAAUAGCUUUUUCAUGAUUCGAGGAGCAGCUCUGAUGUCUAAAAUGGAAGGAAAGCCUGGCUAUGAGCUGCCUCCUCAGUAUGAGAGUCUAUUAUCGAGGUGUUGGAGGUGGAGGGUACUGUUAACCUCAUCCGGGAUCAGUGGGGGUGUAUAUCUCUGCAUCGUCAUGUUUUGAUAUUGAGAUGGCUCACUGAUCUAGGACCAGUGUUCUAAGUGUAAGAGGAGGCUCUCUACCCAGGUUUGUUGAUAUGCUGUUUCUGAACAUUUACUAAGAGUAAUCAGAGAUAAACAAAACAAAAAAAAUUAAAAACUCACAGGGUCAAUUCAUUACGUGGAGAAUCAAGGAUGGCGUGUGUAAAUAUAGUUAUUUCCAGGACAAGCCCAUUUUUGAGCUUGGUCCCUAACUAAAGAUUAGUCUAGUGACAUGGUGCCAUGAUGAGAACACAAUGUGGUGUCAAUGUCUCUCUAACAUCCCUGCAAAGUAGGUGGUUAGUUAUAGCACUGUCAGCUGAUAAGCACAACUUUUUCCGAUAGCCAAUUAAUCAAUUGACAUGCAAACAAUUUAUUUGUAAGAUACUCAUACAUUUUAUAGAUCUGAUUUUAACGGACUACCAUUUGUAAUAACCAUCUAUGAACAUGUGUCUAAAUCCUAAGUAAGUUAUAUAAUCCUGUGUAUGUUACGUUACAAAAAUAUAUGUAUUUACGGUCUAACAUGGUACAAGGAUGUUUCCUCCAACUACUUGAAGCUCUUUCUCUCCUGUUCGGUGUCUGCAUAGUGCUCAGCAGUCCUGCAAUGAUUUAAGUGUGAACAUGGUGUGUGAACAUGGUGUAUGUCUGUUCAUCUGCUUCAAUAUGGAAAGAACACAACUGUGUACAGUGGAUGUACUGUGAGGAUUGUAAGUGUGUCCAUGUUGUUGAAAUGAAGCAUGGAUGUAUUGUAUUUGAAUUGUGGUUACUUAUACACUAUAUUGUAUUGUGAAACAAUCAAGGGAUUCAUUAACCAUAAGUGUAACUGAAGUGUUGAUCUCUUAUCAUUAUGCAGUAUUUAAUGAGUAUGUAAGAUUUAAAAGCCUGACUAAACCUUUCAUAAUUUCAGACUAGAGUGUUGUCAGGUAUGAGUGGCAUAUUAUUUCUGGUCAGUUUUUUAAACAUCCCUGUCUGCCAACUCCUUGUGUUGAGCAGGUUUGAUAGAUCAGGUGAAAUGUCCCUUGUCUCUCUCUGUUGUUUUGCUUGUGAUGAAGUUGCAGAUUCAACAUUACAUACAGUGAGUGCUGUAAUAUUGUACACAAGUAUUGUAUCAUUGUUCUGUCAAACCUAGAUGUGAGGGCAAAAAAAGUCCUCUCUCAAUCAAUCAUUGAUCAACUCUUCCUCAGAGAAUGAUGACCAUUCUGCAUGUUCCAGUAUAUAGAAAGACUGGUCAGUAUCAGCCAGCUCAGCUCAGCUCAGCUCUGCUCUCUCUGUCUAUUAGUCAUUUAUGUCAUAGCUUAACAGAUGAUUAUGUUUCCAUUUAGAUAAAAAUCCAUGUUUAAAGUCAUGAACAACAUGUUUGUGUUAUUCUGAUGCCAUAUACAACUGUUACUGGUAUAUUAUUCUGGACUAGUAACCGAAAGGUUGUACCGAAAGGUUGUAAGAUCGAAUCUCCGAGCUGACAAGGUAAAAAUCUGUCAUUCUGCCCCUGAAGAGGGCAGUUAACCCACUGUUUCUAGGCUGUCAUUGAAAAUAAGAAUUUGUUCUUAACUGACUUGCCUAGUUAAAUAAAAAAUACAAAAAUCUGUGACAUACAGUAUCAGCCCUUAUAAAUAUAAUUUAUUAGCACCAGGGGGCGACAUUGUAAAAGUGGCUGAUCUGAUACCUUGACGAGUCUGGUAACUUGCUCCAUACAGUAUCAAACUCUCAUUUCCUUGUGUGAUUUAAUGAAAUUGGUAUAUGAGUUUAUAACAACUUUAAUGAAAUAUUAUAAAUAAUGUAUAUAAAUGUAAACCCUUUUCAUUCAAUAUGCAUAUCUAGUUUGCAUAAUGUAAAUAGCAGGUACAGUUUUAGUUUGAUAAUUAAAAAGAUAAAUGUAAUCAUUUUAAAGUGCUUUUAAACCUAUUUGCCCUUCCUUUUAUGUCUUUAUUUUCUUGUAUAUCAAUAUAUUUGAAUACAUUGCUGGCAGUAAUUGUACUGUAAACAAUGUUGCAAUAAAAAUAAUAAAAUAACAUUAUACUUUG
Molecule: messenger RNA, 8012 nt
Organism: Oncorhynchus keta (chum salmon)
Lineage: Eukaryota; Metazoa; Chordata; Actinopteri; Salmoniformes; Salmonidae
Product: sodium-coupled neutral amino acid transporter 3-like
Exons: 17
Coding region: 507-2195 (562 amino acids)
Biological process (GO): L-glutamine transport; amino acid transmembrane transport; asparagine transport
Molecular function (GO): L-histidine transmembrane transporter activity; L-glutamine transmembrane transporter activity; L-asparagine transmembrane transporter activity
Source: RefSeq, a predicted model, not a curated record